Lecanosticta acicola is the source of this 1022-nucleotide messenger RNA. Lineage: Eukaryota; Fungi; Ascomycota; Dothideomycetes; Mycosphaerellales; Mycosphaerellaceae. The record is from the annotation of a GenBank genome assembly.
AUGUCGACAACGAUUGGAUCCUUCAUUGCUGGAGGCAUAGCAGCUUGCGGCGCUGUGACGGUCACUCACUCUUUCGAGACGGUCAAGAUUCGAUUACAACUACAGGGAGAGCUGCAAGCAAGUAAAGAUGCGCCGCGGUUAUACAAGGGAGUACUUCAUGGCGUGAGGGUCAUUUACACGAAUGAGGGACUACGAGGCCUGUUACGAGGACUUGGAUGCGCUGUGAGUUGGAUCGUAUGGAAGAGCUGUUCGAGGAAUCAUAUCUGACGGCAUGCUGCCAGUACGUGUACCAAAUGACCCUCAAUGGCUGCCGCCUCGGCUUCUACGACCCCAUCCGAACGAGCCUCAAUUCCCUCGUCCUCACGCAUUCUCCCCUGAACUUUCGAGACCCGAAGGUGAAGCAGUACCAGAGCUUUCCGGUGAACAUCGUGUCUGGCGCGUCCUCUGGCAUCCUAGGUGCUUUCUUAGGAUCGCCAUUCUUCCUCAUCAAGACCAGAUUGCAAUCCUACUCUCCAUUUCUACCUGUCGGAACACAACACAAAUACCGCAACGCGGUGGAUGGUCUCGGACAAGUCUACAAAGCAGAAGGCAUACGAGGGCUCUGGCGGGGCGUCGGUCCCGCAAUGGUGCGGACAGGCUUUGGCUCUUCGGUCCAACUGCCAACAUACUUCUUCGCGAAACGCUUACUGCAGCGAAAUUUCGAUAUCAAAGAUGGCGCGCCACUACAUUUGAUGUCUUCCACCGCAUCUGGAUUUGUCGUGUGCGUGGUCAUGCAUCCUCCGGAUACGGUUAUGAGUCGCAUGUACAACCAAACGGGCAAUCUGUACAAAAGUGCUUUUGAUUGUCUAUACCGGACAGUCAAGACUGAAGGUAUCCUGGCUGUGUACAAGGGAUUCUUCGCGCAUCUGGCUCGGAUUUUACCGCAUACCAUCCUAACUCUCAGCUUGGCAGAGCAGACCAACCGGCUCAUGCGGAAAUUUGAAGAUCGAAUAUUACCAAAGGAAGUCAAGGAGAAGUUGUGA